Molecule: messenger RNA, 2799 nt
Organism: Galleria mellonella (greater wax moth)
Lineage: Eukaryota; Metazoa; Arthropoda; Insecta; Lepidoptera; Pyralidae
Exons: 8
Coding region: 1-1314 (437 amino acids)
Biological process (GO): proteolysis
Molecular function (GO): serine-type endopeptidase activity
Source: RefSeq, a predicted model, not a curated record
AUGUCUGUUUUGUACAGCACAACUGUAUCAAAUCCUACUGAUGUUGACAAAAAUCCUGACAAAGCGAAACAUGCCAAAGAACAUAGUUCCGUUAAUGUAACGCAUCACAAAUCUAAUCAAGAACACAAACUAAAGAAGGAUGUAACAAACAACAGUCUAGCUGAAAUUGAUGAGACAGAAGACGAAGGUUGGGAAUAUGAAAACAACUCCAUAGUAGAUACCAGAAGAAUAUUGUACAGCAAGAAUGUACCUAUUGGAAAAAGACCUUACAUGGUUUACUUACAACUGACUAAAGAGUCCGCUAAAGCCCGCAAGUAUCGAGGCUGGCUAUGUGGGGGUGUCAUCGUAGAUCCCUCAUAUGUGCUUACAUCGGCUGCAUGUGUGGAAGAUGCCGAUCAUUUCUAUAUUAUCUCCGGCACAACGAAGUUUGUAGACAGCUUUGAUUACAAGGAAGACGACUGUGUCUGUAAACAUAGAAGAAAAGUUGUUUGGAAAUGUAUACCUAAGAAUUAUAAAUUUGACUUUCAAGACAGCAUAAAAUGGUCAUCAAAUGACAUUGCAAUCGUUAAAGUUGAUAAACCUUUCAAACUUGGAAUUCCUGAAAUAGGAUGCGAAUUUGCUACUGAUCUUAUUUCCUACAAUAAUAUAAGUAGAGAAUUGGAGAAAUCUGGAACAAAGGGAUACAUCACAGGUUGGGGAAGCAGCAGUAAUUUUAGAGAGGGUGUAUAUCGUCGCCAAAAUGUCCAUAUUCCAGAGAACGCUAAGUAUCUCCAAGAGGCGAAGGUCUGUGUGAUGGACAACGAGCAUUGCGCUAAAAAAUGGGCGCAAAGAUUCAGGAACAUUAUCACGCAGUACAUGAUUUGCACCAAAGAUAUGAUGAGAAGACUUAGCGAAAUCUGUAACAAAAAAUACGCAAACUGUACCGAUGUGGAAAGCCGUCGAUAUGAUAUUGAAGAUACUAAUGACAAUUUCCAAACUUACAAUGUAGAUCUUGGACGACAUUUGAGAGAUCCUGAUGAUUAUACUGCACGGCGAUCUUCUCUGCAAGGUGGAUUUUGUGAGAAUGAUCACGGGGGACCACUAAUCGUUAAGUAUCAAGGCGAAGAGCAUGUAAUCGGUGUCAUAUCCGCUUGCAAGAUCGACUCCAAAAGCCAUAGCUGUCACGGGCCCUUUCUAUAUACUUCAGUGUAUAAGAAUAGGCAAUUCAUAUCUUGCGCUAUUCAUAAAGACGCUGAAGACAAUUGUAGAAGAGUAUUCCGAACUGGCAUCACUUACGAAGAGUGGACCGUCAACUGGGACAAAGUGGACGAGUAAAUAAAUUUUAACUUAGUUCUUAAUCCAUAAAUUAAAUACUCCUUUAUUAAAUGACUAAUACGAAAUCUACUAAACUACGCACUAAAUUGUUUCUGCAAAUUUUGGAAUUUAUUUCAAAAAUAUGAGUAUUUUGAAAAUAUACAAAUACUAGAGGUAUUUAUUAUUUAAUGGGUGAAAACAAAAUGAUGACUCCGUUUGCACUAUCGAUAAAUGUUGGCGGGGCACCAGUGAGAGCUUAUAGGUAAGGAUGUAAGAAGACCUUGUGAAGGUCAGUCGUAGGGUAUAUAAAAUGGAGCUAAAAAGUGUCCUUUAUUAUUAACAAUUCCUUUCUCUCAAUAUCAAGAUUUAAUAGCUUGACACGGUUGAAGCUGCAGGAAACAGUUUUAGAUUUUGCAAAAUUUUGAUAGUACCAACAGGUAAUAGGGUCCUGCGGAUAAAGUCGCAGGCAAUAUCUUGUAAUAUUUUGUAGUUUAUUUUGGAUGUUUAAUAGAACACAAAGACAUUUUAAUUGCCCGCUAGUUACACGCUUUCUCUCUAUAUUGGGUUGGCUAGAAGAAAACUCUUUCAGGCAUAAUACACAAUAUUUAUAACUGUCUUAUCUAUGUAAUUUAUAUAUAGAAUAUAUUUAAAAACAUUAUAUUAAUAUAUGGGAACCUCAUUUACAUUUACGUGAUUACGUAGAUGAAGUUGAUUCUUCAGAUAGUUCUGAUUAUCUGGAGAUUUAAGAACUCGAUGUAAUAAAAUUAAAGGCUUAAAUUAUAGACUAAAUUUAUUAUAAAUGUUUACCUAUUAUUUACUUCUAAUGCUAUUAAGACUUACUGUAACUUUUACCUUAUACAAAAUAAUUGCUUUUUAGCGAUGAUAAUACAGAACAAGAAAAAGGUGACAGGUAUUUUUUUUUCAUUAAUUAGCUUAAUUUUAAUGCACUUAAAAGACUACAGAAACUAUAAAAACACACCCAAACCAGUUAGUAUUAUAUUGUCUGAGUCCAUAUCUACUACUUUUUUUUUUAUUUUUUUGAUGAAAUAGUACCAUGGACAUAAUAGAGUAUGACUAUGUCGUCGUAUAAAUAUAAAUUUAAAAGAUAAUCAAAACAACUACGUCUAUAGUUUUUUUUAAUACUUAAGGAAUAUUAUCUUCAUAAGGUAUAUCAGCCCUAUCGUAACCUGAACUAAUUUCUCAGUUGUUUAGAAUAAAUGUAAUAUUAUUAUUUUACUAGCAAUGAAGACAAAGAUAAGGUAUAUUACGAGAAUUAAGGCGAAAUGUAAUACUUUGAAUUUACAUACGAGAGCAUAAUGUAAGUAUUUAAAAUUAACAUUCAUAAAUACUCUUAUUAUCCAGCAAGGAACAGAAUACAGAGACAAAACUUAAAGAAGACUCAGCUUCGUCUGACUCGGAAAGUAUAGAAAUCAGUCAAGGAAACAUAGAUAAAGCAGAAAAGAGGCUUGAAAAUAUAAAAGAAAAAAAAUCGAGGAGUAAACAUGC